GAGGGAGGCUUGCUGGGCUGAGACACGAGAGAUCUUGACUGAAGAUUUACAUAUACAACUAUACAAACAGGACACAGUCGAGAGUGCACCUAAGAUGACAUACUCUUCCUGAAGAUAGACCGAUAAACACCAUCUUGUGUCCUCGUCGUGGCUUACGGCUCACGUCCACACCAGGCGCAAAUUCACGGCUGCGCCGAAUUCCAGGAAUAAAUCACAAAAUGACAGUCGAUAUCCCGGACGGCGAUCAAGAAGCCAUGAGAUUCGAGAUUCUCGGAAGCGUCCUCAAAGACGGCGCUGCGGCGCGGCUAGGUCGCUUAACGCUGCCAGGACGCCGUCCCAUCGACACGCCCAACUUCGUCGGCGUCACAUCACGCGGCGUCCUGCCGCACCUCACCCCGGACAAUGUGAGCAAGCAUUUGCAAGUGAGCAGUGCCUACAUGGCUCUCGAAGACUUCAUUGAAAAACCACAGCAAUACUCCAAAAGGGUACCCCCUAUUUUCUCAACUCCCACAACAACAAAACAAGGCACUCCUCUCCACAGCUUCACUGCCAUGCCGCCAUCCGUCACCACAAUUCUGAGCGCCCGACGCCUCCCUGCCGUUCCCCCACCCAACGGCAACACCAACGACUCCAUCUCCGUCUUCACCUCAACCGGCUUCCAAGUACUCCCGACCAAGGAGUACCUCUCCGCCGUGCAGACUCUGAAACCCGACAUCGCCAUCCCCCCCGCAGACCUCACCCACGGACCCGUCGCGCCCAAUUCGAAGCGGGCACUUCGCAUGGCCGAGCGCACCGACGAGUGGGUAGUUGAGUGGUUCUCGUCGCUCUCACGGAGUAGUAGCAGCCCCCAAUCCACCUUCGCGCCGGUCCUUCCCAUUUCACACUCCAUCCAGUGGGAGUACCUGGCGCGGCUGGCCGAGGAUUACCUGCCUUCAUCACAACUGCACGGCCUGGCCUUUUACGACGCCGACGUGCUGCCCGACAUAGCCGCGCACACCCCGUCCCUGGUCCAGCUGCCCCUCCUCUCCCUUCUCGCAUCACAAAUCCAAUCCCAAACCCAAACACCCCACCACAUCCUGCGCCAAAUCUCUCUCGGUAUAGACCUCUUCGCGAUCCCCUUCGUCAACGCGGCCUCAGACGCCGGUCUGGCGCUGACCUUCCGCUUCCCCCCGCCUCCUCACACCACCACCACUAACGGCCCACUACUGCCGCUGGCAACCGACCUCUCCCUCCCAGAGUCCAACAACACAACCUCCCUGGCACCCCUAGCCGAGGACUGCACGUGCUACACAUGCACAUCCCACCACCGCGCCUACGUGCACCACCUGCUGUCGGCGCGCGAGAUGCUGGGUUGGACGCUGCUGCAGGUGCACAACCAUGCCGUGAUGGCAGCGUUUUUUGCCGGUGUGCGCGCCGCGCUCGCGGAAGUGGAAGGAGGGAACGACAAGUUUGAGGUUCUGCGCAAGGAAUUUGCCCUGGCCUACGAGCCCGAUUUCCCAGAGGGAAUGGCCCAGCGGCCUAGGGCUAGGGGAUACCAGUACAAGAGUGCCGGUGGAGGGGAGGGGAAGAGGAAUAAGCCUGCUUGGGGGAAGUUGGGAGGGGCCGGGGUGGAUGUGGAUGGGAACGGGGAGGCGGGGAUAAGUAGAGGUGGUGCAGAGGAGACAACGGGUGGGAUGGCCAACGGGGAGGGGGCGUAUGCACGGGAUUUGGAAGGGCGAGGGUUUGCGCAGGUGCAGAAUUAG
Canariomyces notabilis is the source of this 1742-nucleotide messenger RNA. Its product is annotated as tRNA-guanine transglycosylase. The record is from RefSeq and is a predicted model, not a curated record. NCBI's taxonomy places the organism in Eukaryota, Fungi, Ascomycota, Sordariomycetes, Sordariales, Chaetomiaceae. The transcript has 2 exons. Gene Ontology annotation, molecular function: tRNA-guanosine(34) queuine transglycosylase activity. Bases 219 to 1742 code for a protein of 507 amino acids.